AUGUUUGGAAAUUCCAAAUUUAUUUUUUUGUGACACUUCGUCGCCGCGGCCCGCUUGUGGCAUUUCGCGUCGGGUUAAAAAAAGAUUUUUUUUCGGUGGCAGUGCUCAAAGAGACCCGGAGGAAAAGAAGGCUUUGGCUUUUCGAGACGAACAAUUUGGUCAAGUUAGUCUUCUGAGGCUGGGCGAUCUUCGAGUGAGUUUUGGAGGUCAUGGAUAAUAUCCAAAAAUUUCAGUUUUUUUUAUUUCUGUUUGUCUUUUAGGUACUUUUAUUUUCAUUGAGUAAUAAGUGCUUGUGCAGAGUAUCAAAUUACUUUUGUUGUUGCAGAUAACGAAGGCAACGGAAGGCUUUCGAGGAAUCUUAUCGGGAUGCGUUGAAAUGGGUGCAACGGCGUCAUCUCACCUCGAAAAAGAACUCAAUUCCGACUCAUUGAUGGGAAACGAGAGGUUUUAUGGACUUGUGAAUGUGAGUUUGAAGCGUUUUGUUUUGAUGUUUGGUGUUUAGUUUGGUAAUACGUGCUACUGCAACUCGGUCCUUCAAGCGCUCUACUUUUGUCAGCCGUUCCGUGAACGGAUCUUGGCCUACAAGCAGCAGCAACGGAAGCUCGGUAAGCUUUCUGUUUCUACUUUUUUUCACUACUAAUUUACAAGCUUAACUUUGGCAGCUUUCGCCAAAUUUCAUAUAAAAUAUAUUAUUCAUCAUGGAUAACAUGUUUUUGCUAUUUCACCUGUUCUGAUGUUUUAAUUUUCAGGAGGGCAGAAAGACAAUUUACUAGGAUGUCUGGCGGAACUAUUUUGCAAUAUCGCCACCCAGAAGCGACGAGUCGGAACAAUUGCACCCAAACGUUUUGUGACCAAGCUCAAAAAAGAUAACGGUAAGAGUCAAGAUUUUCCUGACUACUAAAAAAAUACAAAUCAUUAUUACAUUAUAUUCUUUGCUUUCAGAAUUGUUUGACAAUUUUAUGCAACAAGAUGCUCACGAAUUUUUAAAUUAUUUGUUAAAUGCGAUAUCGGAGGCGUUGACCGCGAAUGAAGAGAAGAAAAGAGAACAUCAGAACGGGACUAUCAAGGUUAAUGGCGUCAAGAAAGGAGUGAAUAAUCCUGGGAAUGAGAAGUAAGUUCAUUUAAUUGCUUAUUUUUGGGAUUUAGGACAUUGUACUUGACGAGAUAAAUGAUAGGAGCAUAACGGGGUACAUUCAGUUCUGAUUCGAAAGAAUCAUUGUUAAUAUUCUCGAGUUCUCUUCUCAAUAAUGUAGGAGUGUAAAUGGUUAAUCUCAAAAAAAUGGUUCUGAUAUUUUUGGGUUUGCUCUCAAUACAAGAUGCGGUGCAUUUCAGAGCUAAUGAUGGUAAAUCAGACCUGACUUGGAUUCAGGACAUCUUUCAAGGCACUUUGACCAACGAAACUCGAUGUCUUAAUUGCGAGACUGUUAGUAGUAAAGAUGAAGACUUCCUUGACCUCAGUGUAGAUGUUGAGCAGAAUGUGAGCAUCACCCAUUGUCUGAAGAACUUCUCGAACAUGGAAACGUUAUGUGGAGAUCAGAAAUACUACUGUGAGAACUGUUGUUCGAAGCAAGAAGCUCAGAAGAGAAUGAGGAUAAAGAAGCUGCCAAAGCUUUUAGCUUUACACCUAAAACGGUUCAAAUAUGUGGAACAUUUGAAUCGAUAUACCAAACUCUCUUAUCGAGUGCUGUUUCCAUUGGAGUUGAGGUUGUUCAACUUGGUAAGAAGAUUUUUUUAUUUUACACAUGCGGUCUGAAGGGCCUUUUCCAGAUGUCCGAAAUUAAUUAAUAUUUUCUAGAAAGAGGAGAACAAUGACAAACUCUAUGAUCUCGUGGCGGUGGUGGUUCAUUGUGGCUCCACCCCCAACCGUGGGCAUUACAUUACACUGGUCAAGUCGCAGAACUAUUGGCUUUUGUUUGACGAUGAUAUUGUAGAUGUAAGUAUUAUGUAUUUUUAUUUAUUCUGUGUUUAGAAAAUCGAGGAAAGCACCCUUGAAGACUUCUUCGGCCUCUCUGAUUGUAAUUCGCAAAAGAAUUCCGAGUCUGCAUACAUCUUGUUCUACCAGGCCAGGGAAGUGUAA
This is a messenger RNA of Bursaphelenchus xylophilus (pine wood nematode), 2077 nucleotides long. The record is from the annotation of a GenBank genome assembly. NCBI's taxonomy places the organism in Eukaryota, Metazoa, Nematoda, Chromadorea, Rhabditida, Aphelenchoididae.